AUGGGUGUUCAGCUGGAAGGAAACGGCUCUGGGGAAGCGCCCAUGAACCCAGAGCUGGCGGUUCCUCUGUUCGUAGUCGGCGGGCUUGUCGCUAUCUUGUUCGUCUGGAGAACCGUCAUCCGGAUUAGACACCGUCGUCGGUCAAAAUUGGCCCUGCAGAUGGAUGACCAGAGGGAGCUGGAGCGAACGAAUCCUGUCAAUGCGAGUCUCAAGAAGCAUGUGCUCUAUGCACCGCUUUUUGGGACUCGUCACAGUCGCGAGUUCCGGUUCCUGAGACUCCACAUGGGAUCGGUCCCCUUGCGGCUGGAGACGAUCUUCUUGCUGAUCUACCUCGCCUUGAACCUGAUCUUCGUCGUUGUGACUGUUGAUUGGGGGCAGGAUUUCUCCAAGAAGAUGUUCCAGCUGAAGUAUGCGGCGGGUCAUUUGGCAGUCAUGAACACGCCCGGUCUGGUACUGAGUGCGGGGCGGAACAAUCUUUUGGUGCCUCUGCUUGGACUGUCCUUUGACACUUUCAACUUCAUGCAUCGCUGGGUCGGACGUGUCAUUGCAGCCAAUGCUAUCGUUCAUAUGGGCGCCGUUCUGGCAAACCAAGCUUACUUGAACGGCACGGAUUAUAUCCUAUACUCUAUCUGGCAGAUGCCCUUUUACAUUUAUGGCCUUGUCUCACUCCUCGGAUUCGUUUUCAUAUUCUUCCAAUCGUUGUCGCCGGUUCGACACUAUUUCUAUGAACUUUUCCUUCACUUGCACAUUGCCCUGGCCAUCAUGUCAUUCGUUGCUCUAUGGUACCACCUUAAGAAUCUACUUCAACAGCGAGUUCUCCUCGGUACUUUGAUCCUCUGGGGUCUCGAUCGAGUCGGCCGUCUUGGAAUUCUCAUUUGGAGAAAUUGCGCCAAGCGACGUACAACAGCCACUGUGGAAGUCCUGCCGGGAUCCGUGGCUCGCGUUGAUGUGGGUGUCUCCCGGGCCUGGAACUUCCGUCCCGGCCAGUACAUGUAUCUCUACAUGCCUUGUCUGGGGCUGUGGACAUCACAUCCCUUUACGGUCGCUUGGAAAUCUAUGAGCGAGCAGUCUCUGAACGAGAAUGAAAAGAGCAGCUCCAGUGACUCCUUCGCUGCUCUUCUUGAGGGCUCGCAGACGACGACCAUGUCGAUUCUCAUCAAAGGCCAGGAUGGAUUUACCAAGAAGCUUCUGCAGAAGGCUGAGGAUUCACCCGAUGGCCGUAUCAAGGCCAUGGCACUAGCCGAGGGGCCAUUCGGCGGUAUUCACUCACUCGCGUCGUACGGCACUUUGUUGUUAGUCGCCGGAGGAAUCGGCAUCACGCAUCCGAUGUCAUAUUUGCACGAGGUUGUUUCGAACUUCUCCAAGAAGACUGCAACCCGCAAGGUGCAUCUGGUCUGGAUUAUUCGAAGCUUAGAUCACCUGGCAUGGAUCCACACAUGGAUGCUAGAUAUCUUGAGCCAUGACGCUAUCAACAGCACCAUCAACCCCAAGGGAAACACGUACUUCCAAUUCCCCGGCUUAAUGCUUUCGAUCCGCAUCCAUAUAACCGGCCACAAAGACAAUGUGGAAGAAUUUAUCCCCCCGCUCGAUACCCCAUGGACAGAAUGUGCCCCCGCCAAUGUCCCCGUGAGUGUUGUCCACGGCAAGCCGUGCUUCAAGACAUUACUGGAGAACGAAAAGGCCGAGCAGGUCGGUGCACUGGCAGUCAGUGUAUGCGGUCCCGGUGGACUGGGUGACAGUGUUCGUGAAGCUGUGCGAGAGGUGCAGGGAGAGAAGACGGUGGAUUUGUUCGAAGAGGCGUUUUCGUGGUGA
This is a messenger RNA of Penicillium cinerascens, 1812 nucleotides long. RefSeq names its product ferric reductase family protein. Gene Ontology annotation, molecular function: ferric-chelate reductase activity. Gene Ontology annotation, cellular component: plasma membrane. Lineage: Eukaryota; Fungi; Ascomycota; Eurotiomycetes; Eurotiales; Aspergillaceae. The record is from RefSeq and is a predicted model, not a curated record. The coding region runs from base 1 to 1812 and encodes 603 amino acids. The transcript has 4 exons. Gene Ontology annotation, biological process: iron ion transport; copper ion import; intracellular iron ion homeostasis.